Messenger RNA from Mya arenaria, 1783 nucleotides. RefSeq names its product beta-1,3-galactosyltransferase 5-like. The coding region runs from base 287 to 1357 and encodes 356 amino acids. The record is from RefSeq and is a predicted model, not a curated record. The transcript has 2 exons. Gene Ontology annotation, molecular function: hexosyltransferase activity. Gene Ontology annotation, cellular component: membrane. Lineage: Eukaryota; Metazoa; Mollusca; Bivalvia; Myida; Myidae.
CAUGCAUGGACAUAUGUGGUGUCUUACGAAAUACUUAAUAAAAUUAAAUUUAAAACAUCAUUUUCACUGGUAUGAAUAUAUGGAUUUGACGGGCUUCUUAGCUUAGUGAUGGGUACGGUCGCCAUGGCACGUAUUCUCCUCAGAUGAAAACACUGAUAAACGAUUAAAGUUCAAGCUUUGUGGGUAUAACAGCAUUUGCGAUUCAACGGUGAUGUGUUUAACAAGACAGUUUUAGGAAAAUAAUUUUAAGUGAGUAUAAACAGAAGGAAGACACUUAGUUUUCAAAAUGAUUCCGCGUCACCCAUUGAUAUUAAAAGUGACAACUGUGUGCGCUACAAUAGCGUUAGUGUGUGUGAUGUUUUAUAGCAGUAAGUCUGACGUCAUCGUGACGCGACGUCUGCUUUAUGUUUCGACGCUUGAUCCGUCCCAUUUUACCAGUUUGUCAGAAAUGGACAUAAUUCUCCAAGAACUCGACAAAGUUCCUGACCCACCAACAACGACCACAGCGGAACCUCCAAACGUCAUUAAGAAGUACGUCGACGGUGACGCUAUGACAUACAUCAUAGACCAGGAACCAUGCACAAAGGACCAUUACCUCAGCAUAUACGUGCAUUCUGGGCCGAAACAUGCCGAGAGAAGGCGUGUUAUAAGAAACACAUGGGCGUCCAAAGAAAUAUUGAAACAACAUAAAGCCAAACUCGUAUUUGUGACAGGCGAAGUAGAGGACGAGAAUCUACAAGCUACUCUUGAGAAUGAAAGUGAGUUGUACAAAGAUAUCAUUCAGGCUAAUUUUACUGAUGCGUACAGAAACUUGACUUAUAAGGCAAUAGCUGGGCUGCGAUGGGUGUCAGAGAAUUGCCCAGACGUUAUGUACGUGUUAAAAACAGAUGACGACAUAGUCGUUGAUAUUCAUCGAGUUGUGCGUUUAAUGCACGCGUACAUAGAGCAUAAAUGGGGGAAGAAAAAUAUACUUGCCGGCUACAUAUGGCCACACAUGAACGUUGACCGUAACAAGUCCAGCAAAUGGUACACGUCACCGGAUGAGUUCCCUAGUGACUUCUUCCUCAAGUACUGUUCGGGAUCCGCGUACCUCAUGAGUAGCGACGUCGUUAAAAAGUUUUACAUCAAGACACCAGAGACGCCAUUCUUCUGGGUUGACGAUUAUUACGUCACGGGAUUGCUUGCACGUAAUUCAAACGUUACACAGACGUCGUUAAGUGACAGAUACAUCCUUGAAAACGAGUCGGAUAUGGCUGGUUUACUCAAGAAUGACACGAAAACCAGAUUCGUGUUUGUCCACUCGCCUAACACCACUACCUCACAGUAUGUGUGGCAAAAAUUUCUAGAUCGAUGGUGAUUGAAGAUAAAAAAAAAUAUUAAAAAUUACUACGAGCUCAGAGUUAAGUUAUUCGAACAAUAAUAGUUAUCAGAUGUCUUUAUUAUAGAGGGUUAAUAAUUGGUUGGAUAUGGACCUCAUAAAAGUCCAAUGGGAACCUCGGGCUCUCGUAGCCGCGUGAACGGCAGUUUGACGCACACUUACUACAGUUGAAAUGACGUCCCUGCGUUUUGCCCUCCAAAAAGCGUAAGGGCUGAUUCAGCUUCCCGGUGAUAUGCUGUCUAGCAUUGUUAUUUGUUUCUUUACAAUACUACUUUCAAUCUGUUCAAUCUCUAAAUGCUCGUUAUGGAUGUUACUUAGUGUUUUUUUUUAGAUAUGGAAAAUUAAAAUAACAUGUGCAAGUAAUUUUGUAACGUAUCUCUUAGCAUUUAUUGAUUUAUAAAGGUA